CUCCAGAAACAUAAAACGCCGAACCGACGUCCGGCCCGGGUCCCUCCAGUCCUGGGAGCGAAUACUGGCAGAACAGCAGCGCUCUUUUUUUUUAAUCAGGAAUAAGAAGGUGUGGGAACCCAGCGAAGAAUACACGCCCCCGGAUCAUCAUGAGAGGCCUGAUUUUCCUGCUCGUCACAGUAGCGACCUGUAGAGCCGCUUACGUCGGUUCGUCCCCGUACGGGGGUCCCUUGGUCCACCAGCCCCAGAUCGCCCCGAACUACGCACCACCCGCGCCAGUCGGUCAGGACGGAAACGUCAUCGACACACCGGAAGUGGCGCAGGCGAAGGCCGCGCACUUUGCCGAAUUCGCGAGGGCCGCCGCUCGCGCUGCCCAGGACGAGAAGGAUCAUCAAGGAGCAUCCGGUUACAAUCCGCAUGUCUCGUCGCCGACUUACAGCUACCCAACAGCCGUUCAGCCUACCGCGGUGCCCUUCCUGAGACAGGAUUAUCAGCAACCUACUCCGAUCUAUCAGACGGCGAACCACGUGCCGGCGCCACCCGUCUACAAUUAUCAGCAGCUCCAGCAAUACGACGCCGGGGCGAACUUCGCGAACCAGAAGGGUUACACGUUACCCGCUAAAGCCACCACCUUCGUGCCGGCGCCAUUGGCCGAGGACGGGACGGUCUUAGACACGCCGGAAGUCGCGGCCCUGAAGGCAGCUAGACUGGCCGAGCUCGCCGAGGCCGAGGCUCGAGCCUACAAGCAUGCGAGUGCACAUCCGGAAGAGAACCAGGGUCAAGCUUAUUCCGGAUCGCCGGUCGGCCCCGUCAACUAUAAUCCUAAUCUAGGACAUUACAGUGCUUCCCGAGAAUUUCCAGGAUCCUCGUAUCCUGGAACUCAGCCUUACAUCGCGCAACAAGCGUACAAUCCGUCGUCGGGUUACCAGCCUCAUCAUUAUCAGUCCCAACACUUAAUAGGAAAUGGCAUUUCAUUUAAGAUUGAACAUAGUUCAAAAAUGAGAUCUCUGAUUAUCUUGAUGGGUAUCGUUGCCGUAAUUUCGGCUACGCCAACGCAUUAUCAAUAUCAUGGACCACCUGCGCCUAUAGGUCACGAUGGCAGAGUUGUGGAUACACCGGAAGUAGCCCAUGCCAAAGCGGCGCAUCUCGCCGCUGUGGUGCAAGCUGCCUCGAGAAUUCCGUACAGUGUAGCUUCCUACCCGGCAGAUUCGGAUUAUCACGGAUAUUCGAAACCGAUAGCAAUCAGUCACCAGAUGUAUCACAAUGGACACGAAUAUCAUGGACCACCCGCUCCGUUAGAUCACGACGGUCGCGUGAUAGAUACGCCGGAAGUGGCUCGAGCGAAAGCUGCGCACUUGGCAGCUUACAAUCACAUAGCUUCCUCAGCACCUGUCAGCGAGAAUCAUUCCCCGAUUUACAAUCAUCAUUAUUAUGGCGCUCCGCAUAACAACCCUGAAGAAGAGCACUCUGGACACGCUCAUCUCACCGACUAUGAUAAUAAUUAUCACGGUUACGAUGACGAUUUAUCUUCGCAGAUUGUUCUCUCCGCGCUCUGCGCUAUUGCAACCGCACAGUCGGCUUAUCUGGCUUAUCACACCGGCGUGCCACUCGGACCGGACGGCAAGAUCUUGGACACGCCGGAGGUGGCGCAGGCAAAGGCAGCGCAUCUCGCUACCCAGGCUUACGAGGCCGCCAGAAACACGCUCGGCUACAGAUACGCGCCCGCCCUGGCCAUUUAUGCACCUGCAAUUACGUACGGCGCGCCCAUCGGCGCGGACGGCCGAGUGGUAGACACACCUGAGGUCGCCCAGGCCAAGGCUGCCCAUCUCGCCGCUCACGCCCAAGAGGCUGCCAAGACGGGCGGACUGAUUCCAUACGGGGCUCUGGCAUAUCAUGCUCCUUCGCCUCUGCUCUACGCUUACGGUUACGCUCCACUUGCAUCCGAUGGCAGAGUACUAGACACCCCCGAAGUAGCGCAGGCUAAAGCCGCGCAUCUCGCCGCACACGCUCAGGAGGCUGCCCGAAACGCUGCUUAACAAGUCUAUAUAAUUAUUAAACAAUGAUACACCACGCGUAUCGAUCAAAAAUUGUCGCUUGAUCUCCUGAUCGGAAGAACCACGCUCUCUAUGGAUCUGAGGAAAUUUUGAUAAUAAACCAACCAUCUUCAAGUCAUAUCACGCAAUUUGUAUUAUUGUUCCUUAUUUAA
Messenger RNA from Nylanderia fulva, 2206 nucleotides. RefSeq lists its product as uncharacterized. NCBI's taxonomy places the organism in Eukaryota, Metazoa, Arthropoda, Insecta, Hymenoptera, Formicidae. The record is from RefSeq and is a predicted model, not a curated record.